GCUCCUUUCCUCCCUGCGGCGCCGAAGGGGAUGCGCAGCGCGGAGCUCCGCGGACGGCAGCGCCGGGCCGGGGGGGGGGGAGCGGCUCCCGGCCCCUCUGCACCUCAACACCUCCCGGCUUCCGACCCCCCGGGAUCCGAACCCCCCCCGGAACCGCUCCGGUGCCCCCCGAGCCUCUCCAGGACCGGGAAACGGCCGCUCCAUGGCCGCGCAGAGCCGAACGGAGCAGCGCCGGAGCGGCUGAAGUUGGAGCGGAGCGAGGGAUGAGCGAUGGAAGGAGCCGAACCCGGAGCCGCCGCCGCCGCCGCCGCCGGAAUGGUUCGGGAAAAGGCAACGAAGAGCGGGAACCACCCGGAGCUUUGCGGGGAGGCUGCGGGGAUAUCCCGGCCACUUCGGCCUUCAAUCCCGGCACCGCUCCGAACGCUGCGCUCCGGGCAGAACCAGUCCCGACCGGACCGGGGGAGGGGGAUUUCUGCCGCCGCAUCCUGGUGCGAGAUGCCAAAGGGACGAUCCGGGAGAUGGUGCUCCCCAAAGGCCUGGACCUGGACCGGCCCAAACGGACCCGCACGUCCUUCACUGCCGAGCAGCUCUACGGCCUGGAGCUGCACUUCCAGCGCUGCCAUUACGUGGUGGGCCGCGAGCGCUCCGAGCUGGCCAGGCAGCUCCGCCUCUCCGAGACGCAG
This is a messenger RNA of Gallus gallus (chicken), 683 nucleotides long. Its product is annotated as ventral anterior homeobox 2-like. Lineage: Eukaryota; Metazoa; Chordata; Aves; Galliformes; Phasianidae. The transcript has 3 exons. Gene Ontology annotation, biological process: brain development; central nervous system development; neuron differentiation. The annotation marks the transcript as partial. Gene Ontology annotation, molecular function: DNA binding. The record is from RefSeq and is a predicted model, not a curated record.